This is a messenger RNA of Ornithorhynchus anatinus (platypus), 3768 nucleotides long. It is a transcript of the gene BRAF, whose product is annotated as B-Raf proto-oncogene, serine/threonine kinase. NCBI's taxonomy places the organism in Eukaryota, Metazoa, Chordata, Mammalia, Monotremata, Ornithorhynchidae. The record is from RefSeq and is a predicted model, not a curated record. Gene Ontology annotation, molecular function: protein kinase activity; ATP binding. Gene Ontology annotation, biological process: signal transduction; protein phosphorylation. The transcript is spliced from 20 exons. Gene Ontology annotation, cellular component: plasma membrane; mitochondrion; cytosol. The coding region runs from base 63 to 2426 and encodes 787 amino acids.
GAGGAGCGGGAGGAGCCGGAGCGGCGGCGGCGGAGCAGGGCCCCGCGCUCUUCAACGGGGACAUGGAGCCCGAGGCCGCCGCCGCCGGCGCGGCCUCCUCGGCGUCGUCCUCCUCAUCGGCCGAGCCCGCCAUCCCCGAGGAGGUGUGGAAUAUCAAACAGAUGAUUAAACUGACCCAGGAACACAUAGAGGCCCUGCUGGACAAGUUCGGAGGAGAGCACAACCCACCAUCGAUCUACCUGGAGGCCUACGAGGAGUACACCAGCAAGCUGGACGCCCUGCAGCAGAGAGAGCAGCAGCUGCUGGAGUCCCUGGGGAACGGGACCGACUUCUCCGUUUCCAGCUCCGCUUCGACGGACACCGUCACGUCCUCUUCGUCGUCCAGCCUCUCGGUGGCCCCUUCGUCCCUCUCGGUCUUUCAGAACCCCACCGACGCGGCCCGGGGUAACCCCAAGUCUCCGCAGAAGCCGAUAGUCCGCGUCUUCCUCCCGAACAAGCAGAGGACGGUGGUGCCGGCAAGAUGUGGGGUGACGGUCCGGGACAGCCUAAAGAAAGCCCUGAUGAUGCGAGGUCUCAUCCCCGAGUGCUGUGCCGUUUACAGAAUUCAGGAUGGAGAGAAGAAGCCGAUCGGCUGGGACACGGACAUCUCUUGGCUCACGGGAGAAGAGUUGCACGUGGAAGUUUUGGAGAACGUUCCGCUUACCACCCACAAUUUUGUACGGAAGACAUUCUUUACUUUAGCAUUCUGCGACUUUUGUAGAAAGCUGCUUUUCCAGGGUUUCCGCUGCCAAACGUGUGGCUACAAAUUUCACCAGCGCUGUAGUACGGAGGUGCCGCUGAUGUGUGUUAAUUACGACCAGCUUGAUUUGCUGUUUGUCUCCAAGUUCUUUGAACACCACCCAAUACCACAGGAGGAGGCCUCCUUAGGAGAGACCACCCUUACGUCGGGAUCAUCCCCUUCAGCCACCCCCUCAGAUUCUAUUGGACCUCCAAUUGUUGCCAGCCCAUCACCUUCAAAAUCCAUUCCAAUUCCACAGUCCUUCCGGCCGGCAGAUGAAGACCAUCGGAAUCAGUUUGGGCAACGGGACCGCUCCUCUUCGGCCCCAAACGUUCACAUAAACACAAUAGAGCCUGUCAAUAUUGACGACUUGAUUAGAGACCAAGGGUUACGUGGGGAUGGAGCCCCUUUGAACCAGCUGAUGCGCUGCCUUCGGAAAUACCAAUCCCGGACUCCCAGCCCCCUCCUCCAUUCUGUCCCCAGUGAAAUAGUGUUUGAUUUUGAGCCUGGCCCAGUGUUCAGAGGGUCAACUACAGGCUUGUCUGCCACCCCUCCUGCCUCCUUGCCCGGAUCUCUGACCAAUGUAAAAGCGUUACAGAAAUCUCCAGGACCUCAGCGGGAGAGGAAGUCUUCGUCGUCCUCAGAAGACAGGAAUAGAAUGAAAACCUUAGGUCGCCGGGACUCGAGUGACGACUGGGAGAUUCCCGACGGGCAGAUCACAGUUGGACAGAGGAUAGGGUCAGGGUCCUUUGGAACUGUCUAUAAGGGAAAAUGGCACGGUGAUGUGGCAGUGAAAAUGUUGAAUGUGACAGCCCCCACACCUCAGCAGUUACAGGCCUUCAAAAAUGAAGUAGGAGUGCUCAGGAAAACACGACAUGUGAAUAUCCUCCUCUUCAUGGGCUAUUCCACAAAGCCCCAGUUGGCGAUCGUGACCCAGUGGUGUGAAGGCUCCAGCUUAUAUCACCAUCUCCACAUCAUCGAGACCAAAUUUGAGAUGAUCAAGCUGAUAGACAUCGCCCGGCAGACUGCACAAGGCAUGGACUACUUGCACGCCAAGUCAAUCAUCCACAGAGACCUCAAGAGUAAUAAUAUAUUUCUUCAUGAAGACCUCACAGUCAAAAUAGGGGAUUUCGGUCUAGCUACAGUGAAAUCUCGAUGGAGUGGGUCCCAUCAGUUCGAACAGUUGUCCGGUUCCAUUUUGUGGAUGGCCCCGGAGGUAAUUAGAAUGCAAGAUAAAAACCCAUAUAGCUUUCAGUCGGACGUGUACGCGUUUGGGAUUGUUCUGUAUGAACUGAUGACAGGCCAGUUGCCGUACUCGAACAUCAACAACAGGGACCAGAUCAUUUUUAUGGUGGGACGGGGCUACCUGUCUCCAGACCUCAGUAAAGUGCGGAGUAAUUGUCCAAAAGCCAUGAAGAGAUUAAUGGCGGAGUGCCUGAAGAAGAAAAGAGACGAGAGGCCACUCUUUCCACAGAUUCUUGCCUCCAUUGAGCUCCUGGCCCGGUCGUUGCCAAAAAUCCACCGCAGUGCAUCUGAGCCCUCGUUGAACCGGGCCGGCUUCCAAACGGAGGAUUUUAGUCUGUACGCGUGCGCCUCUCCCAAAACGCCCAUCCAGGCAGGGGGAUACGGUGGGUUUCCCGUUCACUGAAAGAGGAUUGCGCGUGAGAGGAGAAUUUACAGCUUUCAAGUAGCCACACCACCCUGGCCACAUCUACUCUUAUUUCUUAAGUCUUGUGUUCCUACCGUUUCUUAACAUCGAAACUCAGUUCUGUUCCUCCAAACUUUUUUUUUUCAAAGAUAUCGAAUUGUAAAUGCAUAAGCUAGAAUGGAGGAGGAUGGAAUUUCCCCGUUCGAACGGGGAGAAAUCUUUUAGGAACCAGAAUUAUCUGCCACCAAUGUCUUCUCCUCGACACUCAGACGUGCCUGCCUGCUCCCAGGAGGAGAAAGGAAAGAGAGAGAGAGCACACAUUUUUGACCUUUUGGCGUUCAGGCGUGCCGGGAAGGAACCUGCUGCUGCUUCUUGGGAGAUUUGCUUUGGAAAGUCUGCCGGUCAACCUCUCUUCCCCCUGACCGCCAAGCCGCUGCAUGGCCGAACAGCUGAUGGGGACCAAGGACUCUGAUUCUAUUCUGGGAUUCUGUUGGGACUUCUUUUUUCCCCCUCCCCCGUGUACUUUCUGGUUGACGGGAAAAGCCGGAGGGCCCCCGCCUCCCCGGGAAUACGACCGCCCGGUUAAAAGGAUCCAGGCAAAGAUGGAUGUUGGAAUUCGGUCGGGAGGAGCCCAGCUCGGUCAGGAGGCAGAGGGGAACGCCUCACCGUUUUCCCAGACUGCCACGUCCCCGGUACCUACCCUUUAUUUCCUUUCCCAAUCUCUCGCGUGGGUCGUCCAGGGUGUCUCUCUCUCGGGGUCACGGGUCGGGGCUGGGUCGGGUGGAAGGCGUUCACCGUCAGAGCAUCUGUCCGUCUGUCUUUCCGUCCACCCCUCUCUUUAGAUCAACAAUGACAAAGGGUCACCAUAGUAAGUCUCCGGAGUUCUCUAACGCCAUUCGUUCCCCAGACGGAACGGCGGCGGGAGUGACGGUGUUUACGAAGCGCUCGCUGGGUGCAGGGCACCGCGCCAGGAGCCGGGAAAGAAGACACGGGUGGGAAUUGGACCAAGUAUAGCAUCUCUGAAGUAGAAAAUAAUCCUCAGGGUUAAUCGAGCAGAAUUCAAAAAGGAAAAAAAAAAGUCUUAGCAGUAGACAUGCCCAAAAUGGUGGGUUGGAGAACUCUCUUAAAGUCACUGGCUGUUUCCAUGAGAAGCUUAUAAAAGCAUGGAAACCCGUGGUCACCAGCGGUGGUUCACCGUGUUCAAAAGGACUCGGUGGGUUCACAGUGGCAUCCUCUUCUGUCUCACUGCUUCUUCCUCUUUCAUCUUACCGUGUCUCCGGCCCAGUUCCCUCCUUUAUUCAGAGUUUGCGACCCAAAAUAAAGGUGGAGGUGUCUGCAUUUA